UUUGACAGAAUACUAACUGAUAGCUGACGAGCUGGACGACGAUCGUAGAAAUUAUCAACAGUCUUAUCCAAGACAUAACUGCGACACAAGUGUUGAUUACAAGGGAUAAUUGUGAUUGUGCUCAAAGGGAUCAAAGGCGAUUGUAAAGAGUUGAAUAAAGAAAACCGUGAAAAGCGUAAGCCGUGUGUCCUCGUUUACUUCUAAUGUAAUCCCACUUCUGACACCAAAUAUUGUCACUUCAAUGCCAACUCUUAACUGAUCGUCAGUUGGCCUAAUCCGACCGGAAUUGGGCAAUUUUAACUGGUCUUCAGGUCGUCCAAUUUAAUUUUCACAUAUCUGAAUCUCAGCUUUUCCGAUAGCUCUGCAGUCUUAAAACGACUAAUUGUAAAACAUUUUACCCAUCCGUUGUAAGGGUGAAGAUAAUUCGUUAUAUACCUGUGAUUGGCCUCGCGCAUGUAUGUGAAUCACACACCGUAUAAGUGUGUGUUCAGUUUAUUGUGGAGCGGAUACAGCCGUUUAUCAAGCUAUCAAACGUUACCUCAUAUUUUGGUCGCUCAAGCCACUAUCGGAAGAUACAAGACCCGAAGAAAUAUAACUGCUGUGCUUGACCAUGCAUAGAACAAGAAGGUGGAUGUAUAAGAUGCAGAGGAGGAACUUGUGCUCGAUGUGCCAUUGUACUUCACAAAAAGACCUGCGUCCAGAGUUGUCCACCAGGACACACCGAGAUUCGGUCUACAAGAGAUGAAUAUAUGGGGAGGAUCUGUAAGGAGAGCAAUUAUAUGCUUGGUCUGACAGGAAGUCAGGUGGCAAUAUUAGUUGGCGUUGUAUCCGGAGCUACCAUAUGCUUUUUCAUCAUAUUGUGCGGUGCAGUUAUAAUGCACAGAAAGAAGAGGAAGGCGGCAAAAUUAAUGCAGCAAUUUGAAGAUGGUGCCGAGCGAAGAGAGUUUUUGAAACAUUUAGCAACACUCAGGGGGGAAGCGAAUACGUUUCUUUCUAUGCUUAACGACACCAGAAGACAGGUUAGAGAAUUAUACUACGCUGGUAACAACGGCGAUGCAGCUGUCGGCGUUCAAGCUUACAGGCCAGUACUCCGCGAUCUUGCCAGAAUAUUGGUCCUCAUUAACCGAAGAGACGAUGAGAUACCGGUACCCCCUGAUGACUGGCAAAGACUCUUAGCCUGGGCUGAAAGAUUGCUGCGAAGAUAUAAAAGGCAUAGUUCACCGGAGGUGGCCCAGCUAGUGACAUUCCUUCAGCAACCUGUGAGCCCGAUUCAACUAGCAACACCUCAGCCCAUUACAUUAAUUCAACAAGCACAGCCUUACGAACUUCGAGCAACACCGACCAACCUCACAACAUUCCAAGCAAAUACACCAUUAACUACGUUCCAAGCCAGCGAAAAAUCGAGCAUAAGUCCCGCAGCUUCGAGCUUAGGGUAUGCUAAAGACAAUCAUAGUCAAAACGGAUCGAGUCUGGGAAAGAAUAGUUGUAGCAAUUAUAAUGAAAAAUUGAGUCCGAAUAGUUCAACGUUUGGUCAAACCGUUCCCCUGGUCUAUGGAGGUCAGCAUCAGAGGCAGAACAUUAAUCCAAAUCUCCAGGAGUUAGCAGUGACAACAUUCGAUCAUAAUUACAAUCCCCGCGCAGCUUCACCUCAGAGCGACACGAUCGGAGUUGAGGCAGAGUCUAGUAUAUUAGACCAAGAAUUGAAUCCUCAAUGGGAAUUCCAGUCUCCUGUCGAAGCUGCUAAUUACACAGUUCUUGCGGACUGGUUACCAAAUCAUGAUUAUCUUAUAGAUGAUUUCACAAUUUUGGGAUUUAGACCUCAGGAUGAAAUUACUACAGAGUUAUAAUUGCCGACAGGACGUGUUUUACACAUCCAUCAGACAAUCUAUUUCAAUUUCGUAUCGACGAGUCAAUGAUCCAUAUCAUCGUUCCCCCUACAGUGUCUCUGGUGUUGAUGGGUACUUUUUUGGUACAUCCCAUAUGUUAAUUGGCACGAGUGUUAACGCUUGUGGGAUAUUUGAUCAAGUUUUAAUUGAGCGUCCGGAUGUAGUACUAAAUUCAUCAUCACCAGAUAAGCCCUAUUCGCUAUUUGACAUGAUCGACUAUAUAAAGUACGACGCAAUAGUGAAAAUACCAAAUAAUUGUAAGCUUUUCUUUGUACAAAUAUUGAUUAAUAUUUAAUAAUUUCAUAUUGUUUAACAAUGAUGUAUAUUUAGCGUACUAGUCAGUAUAUAUUUUUGUUUAGAGCAAGCACUGAUCGUCUUGAUGGACGUGUGAAAAAUUUGAUCAGAAAAUUUUUAUACUUUAGAUAGAAUUUCAAUACAAUGAUAUUCUCGAAUCUCUGAGUAACGUACAUGGGUGAUUCCUUUAUAACUGUGAUUCUUUAUGCCUAGCAUUGUUUCUCUUACUAGUUAUAAAUAGUCAAUCAAUUUAUAAAACCUCUAUGGUAACAUGGUCGUAGCUAAUUCAUCCCAUCAAGUUUGUCGCAUGCAAUAACUAAGCUUGAAAGAAUACAUGGAUUAUCAUACUCAAAUGUCAGUACUGUAGCAUGCUCUGUUCUAGGGUUUAGCAUAAAUGUUUUCCAUGGAUUUGAUCAAUUUAAAGUUUGACAUUUCAGCGACUCGUGUUUCAACUACCCACGGAUGAAUGAAACAACUAUUCAGACAUAUUGAAAGUAUGUUAAAUGUUGAGUAUUUACAAACAUCAUAUCAACAAAAAAGUACAAAGAUGCGAUAACGACGUAACAUUUAAUAUUUAAAAAGGUGUUUAGAAAGGUAAAAAGGGUAUUAUUGAACUCAAUAGAAUAUGGAAUGUUGAUUUAAAAACCAAAAUAAAAAAUAGAUUUUCAGGCUUCAUAAUAGCUGAAACGAUACUUCAAUUAUUAGUUUUAUGGUUCAUAAUUAAAAAAAUAAUAAUAUUUGAACUUGAAAUGUCAGUACCGUGGCUGUCAAUACCGUGUCCAAAAAUAAUAAAUCUAUUUUUAAUUAUUAAUAAAACUAUUGCUGUCUUCAAUGUUAGUCUUUUUUUUUUUAUUCAAAAUGGUCUCUACACUACUAGGUAGCAGAUCGAGUAGAAAUAUUUCUGAAAACAGUAAUGAGAAGCGACGAUUAUCAUCGAAAAUAAAUCAUAAGGUAUAAUAAAAACCUACUUUAUAAGUUAGAAACCUCCGAAAGCGUGCCCACACCGAUUUCGUUCCAACUUUUCAUAGGGCUAUAUUACGAUGUAAAAUUAACCUGUAGCAAAGAAUUUUUGGCGUUUCCUCCAAAUAGAGGAUUUAUGAACUAAAAUAAAACUGAUAGAACAUGAAUAACGUGAAUUAUUAACACAAGAAUAACGAAUCGUAGUUUUUAAUAAGUGUGAAUGAAAAUCACAGAGAAUUGUAUGUUCGGUACGAACAUUAAUAUAUAAAAAAAAAAAAUUUGAAAUAAAAACGAAGGUCUGGGCGUUCAAAUAGCGAACGUUUAGCGGAAUCCUUGUGUACAUGUUAAUUACACACGAAAAUUAAGCUUUAUGCGAAGUUGGAACGAAAACGUCAGGGGACACUUUCGGAAGUUUAUCCCUAUAAGUUAACAAAAAUUUGAAUGAUUCAUAAGAUUGUUAGAAUUUGUAAAAAUAUUAGUCAAUGAUAAAUUUUGCUGAUGAAUAUAUUCAUCAUAUAUAUUCAUCAUUAUAUAUAUAUUUCGACUAUAUUUAUGUCGGUAUCGUGGAACAGUUUGAACGGAAUCACCCAAUGUAAUUAUUCCCAGUGAAGUAACGAAUCUGAAUAUAUUGUUAAUUUCUUUUACGCACUUUAUUAUCACGCCAUUACUGGCCUGUUGUACAAAUGGAUGUAUAUAUGUAUACGUAUGUUAUAAUAGAUAUUUAAGCAUAAAUUUUAGCAAUAAUUGAUAAUAAUAUAUACACAAUAAAAAUAAUUAAUCGUGCUCGCUCGACCAAAAGCGACCGAAAAAUGAAUGGAGAAUAUUGGAUUGACAACGAAAAUACGAGUCGCUGUUCUUAAUUAAUACUCUUGUCACAAUGGUAUACUGCAAUUUCAUGCAAAUUUUUUUCUAUUGCAACAUCAGGAUAACAGCUUGACAAAAUCAAUAAACAUGUCUCACAGUC
Athalia rosae (coleseed sawfly) is the source of this 4104-nucleotide messenger RNA. RefSeq lists its product as uncharacterized. NCBI's taxonomy places the organism in Eukaryota, Metazoa, Arthropoda, Insecta, Hymenoptera, Athaliidae. The record is from RefSeq and is a predicted model, not a curated record. The transcript has 5 exons. Bases 750 to 1847 code for a protein of 365 amino acids.